Vidua macroura (Pin-tailed whydah) is the source of this 2266-nucleotide messenger RNA. Its product is annotated as pancreatic alpha-amylase. The record is from RefSeq and is a predicted model, not a curated record. The coding region runs from base 617 to 2158 and encodes 513 amino acids. The transcript is spliced from 10 exons. Gene Ontology annotation, molecular function: alpha-amylase activity; cation binding. NCBI's taxonomy places the organism in Eukaryota, Metazoa, Chordata, Aves, Passeriformes, Viduidae. Gene Ontology annotation, biological process: carbohydrate metabolic process.
CGCGGGGGUUGAGAGACACGGACCAUGCUAUGCAAGCAAAGCUGUUUGUUGCAUCAGUUUACCAGUACUCAUAGGUCUCCAAAUUCUGUACUUGAACUCCUUUGUCCCUGUUCCCUCAGUAACACAAUCUUCUCGGUUAUCAUUCUUUCGCCAGCAAUGUCCUUGUUACAUUUUUUUUUCAGAGUGGUCAGAGUGACCAGGCAGGAUGUCUUAACUUUUGUCCUUUCCUUGAGUUUAUCUCUCCCAGGGCCAAGAGGAUGGUGGCACUACCCUGUUCAGCCUCUGCACCUGUCUGAUUUUCCACAUUUUGGAAUACUUCUGAUAAAGUAUCUUUGUUCAUGUGAUUUGGAAAGAGUGCAAUUCUGGAUUUGGGUGCACUGCUCCUGGACCACUUGGUUGAUGAUGGUGUGUAAUCAUUGUGAAAAUGUAUUUUAUCUUCACCUGUUGGGUUAUUCAGGAGAAAAAACAAACCAAAUGAAUGGUAUUGAGCUAGCUAUCUAAAUAAUAACUGAUAGCACUGAUCCAUGAGAAUUUUGACACCUGCUACAGGAACGUUGUCAUCUUGCAGGCACAUAAGUAGCCAGUGAAGAGACCACAGCCUUACACUGAAGGCACCAUGCAAGUCCUUCUCCUCCUCCUUGCAGCUGCAGGGCUUUGUUGGGGGCAGUACAACCCCAACACUUUCCCUAAGAGAACCUCUAUUGUGCAUCUCUUUGAAUGGCGCUGGCAGGAUAUUGCUCAGGAAUGUGAACGCUACUUAGCUCCUAAUGGAUUUGGAGGAGUUCAGGUUUCGCCUCCAAAUGAAAAUAUUGUCAUUACUAACCCGAACAGACCCUGGUGGGAAAGAUACCAGCCCAUCAGCUACAAGAUCUGCUCUCGAUCCGGAAAUGAACAGGAAUUCAGAGACAUGGUGACCAGAUGCAACAAUGUUGGAGUCCGUAUCUAUGUGGAUGCUGUUGUCAACCAUAUGUGUGGGGCUGCAGGUGGCUCAGGCACACAUUCUACCUGUGGAAGCUAUUUUAAUACUGGAAAGGAAGAUUUUCCAGCUGUGCCAUACUCUGGCUGGGAUUUCAAUGAUGGCAAAUGUCACACUGGAAGUGGAAAUGUUGAAAAUUAUGGUGAUGCCAAUCAGGUCCGGAACUGCCGCGUGACCGGCCUUCUGGAUCUGGCCCUGGAUAAGGACUACGUGCGCUCAAAGAUUGCGGAGUACAUGAACAAUCUCAUUGACAUGGGUGUAGCAGGAUUCCGACUUGAUGCUGCCAAGCACAUGUGGCCUGGGGACAUAAAAGCAUUUCUGGACAAACUACAUAAUCUAAACACUCAAUGGUUUUCUGCAGGAACUAGACCUUUCAUUUAUCAGGAGGUAAUUGACUUGGGUACAGAGCCCAUCACAGGCAGCCAGUACUUUGGAAAUGGCCGAGUGACAGAAUUCAAGUACGGUGCCAAACUGGGGACAGUGCUCCGCAAGUGGAACGGAGAAAAGAUGGCCUACUUAAAGAACUGGGGAGAAGGCUGGGGAUUUAUGCCUUCCGACAGAGCCCUGGUCUUUGUGGAUAAUCACGACAACCAGAGAGGACACGGGGCUGGUGGAGCUUCUAUUCUAACCUUCUGGGAUGCCAGGCUCUAUAAAAUGGCGGUCGGUUUCAUGCUUGCCCAUCCAUAUGGGUUCACACGUGUGAUGUCAAGUUUUCGCUGGCCAAGAUAUUUUGAAAAUGGAAAGGACGUCAAUGACUGGUAUGGACCCCCAAGUAACGCAGAUGGCUCCACUAAGGCCGUCACAAUCAACGCAGACACGACCUGUGGCAACGACUGGGUUUGUGAACAUCGCUGGCGUCAAAUCAGGAACAUGGUUAUCUUCCGUAACGUGGUGGAUGGUGAGCCUUUCUCCAACUGGUGGGACAAUGGCAGCAAUCAAGUGGCUUUUGGCCGUGGCAAUAAAGGUUUCAUCAUCUUCAAUAACGAUAACUGGAAUAUGAAUGUCAAUGUGCAAACUGGACUGCCUUCUGGUACCUACUGUGAUGUUAUUUCUGGACAAAAGGAGAACAACAAAUGUACUGGAAAGCAGGUGUUUGUUUCUGGUGAUGGAAAGGCUAAUUUCCAGAUUAAUACUGAUGCUGAAGAUCCAUUUAUUGCAAUUCACGUUGAUGCCAAGUUGUAAUGCGGGAGAAAUCUCCUCCUCUGGUCUGUGUAUUCCUGUUUCCCCCAUAUGUUAUUCCCUGCUUUUUGCGCAUGAGUGACUCUCUAUCAAAUAAUAAAUGGCAUUCAA